This is a messenger RNA of Exserohilum turcica Et28A, 1346 nucleotides long. RefSeq lists its product as uncharacterized. Gene Ontology annotation, cellular component: membrane; cytoplasm. The record is from RefSeq and is a predicted model, not a curated record. The transcript is spliced from 3 exons. Bases 96 to 908 code for a protein of 270 amino acids. NCBI's taxonomy places the organism in Eukaryota, Fungi, Ascomycota, Dothideomycetes, Pleosporales, Pleosporaceae.
CAACCUCUCGCCCCGACGCCCGCUUCCCACCAGCUUCACGCGCCCCUCUGCAUCCCGCUGUCGUCGUCGCCGCCGCCGCCCUCGAUUGACCCGCCAUGUCGGUCAAGUUUGACAAGGAAACCUUUCACUCGGCCGCCGACGCGGCCUCGCACCACAAGGACGACCUGAUGCACGAGAUUGGGCAGGCCAUCACCCAAGGCGGCGGCCCCAAUGGAUACCUCGCAGCCUACCUCAGGCAGCUGCAGAGCAAUCCGCUGCGCACCAAGAUGCUGACCUCGGGUACCCUCUCCGGCCUGCAAGAGUUUCUGGCCUCGUGGAUUGCCCACGACCGGAGCAAGUCGGGCCACUACUUCACCUCGCGCGUCCCCAAGAUGGCCAUCUAUGGCGCCUUUAUCAGCGCGCCCUUGGGCCACGUCCUGAUCACCGCGCUCCAGAAGCUGUUCCAGGGCCGCAAGAGCCUCAAGGCCAAGGUGCUCCAGAUCCUCGCCAGCAACCUGCUCGUUGCGCCCAUUCAGAACAGUGUCUACCUCAUCUCCAUGGCCCUCAUUGCCGGCGCACGCACCUUCCACCAAGUCCGCGCUACUGUCAAAGCCGGUUUCUGGCCCGUCAUGAAGGUCAGCUGGGUCGUCUCGCCCAUCUCGCUGGCUUUUGCCCAGCAGUUCCUCCCCGAGACGACCUGGGUGCCCUUCUUUAACAUUGUCGGUUUCAUAAUCGGCACAUAUAUCAACACUCACACCAAGAAGAAGCGAUUGGCCGCUCUCAGGCGAAAGCACUACGGCGAGGGCGGCGGAAGGCCCGCUUCCCGCCCCGGCUCUCGUCCUGGCUCUCGCCCUGGCUCUCGCCCUGGCUCAAUCAGCGGAAGGACUGUCGACGAAUACGGUCGUCCUGACGACCGCCCACGUUACUAAUUACCCGGGCCAAGCGGUGACGGCGCAUCCAUGUCCGGAGAGUCCUGUUCGCUGUUCUGCCCGGAUCCAAUGUGGCAAGCGUCCACCAUCAAUGACAGCCCUUUGCUUAUGUGUUACGACAUCGGGGGGAAGGAGAUUCGGCUAUUGGUCAGGCGCUUCAGCAUCCAGUGCGCUUUCAUUCUCGCUCCUCUUACGUGCUAUCUAUAUCCCAUCUGUUUUCUGUUCUAUGAUUGGAGCCGCGACUGGCUUCGCUACAUAUAUUAUUAUACCAUGCUUAACUUUUGCUUGCUCAGUCCUGCAUUAUCUGCUGCUACUCUUGUCACGCAACAUCUGUGCUGUACUAACGUGGGAAUUAUCAGGUCAACUGCGGAACCGCUCCCAUGGUUGUCUCACUACUGUCAACGUGCCCGUGGGAUCCAGCAAUCAGCCUUGUGUAGC